Messenger RNA from Cryptococcus wingfieldii CBS 7118, 858 nucleotides. RefSeq lists its product as hypothetical. Lineage: Eukaryota; Fungi; Basidiomycota; Tremellomycetes; Tremellales; Cryptococcaceae. The coding region runs from base 1 to 858 and encodes 285 amino acids. The transcript has 5 exons. Gene Ontology annotation, biological process: regulation of signal transduction. Gene Ontology annotation, molecular function: protein phosphatase inhibitor activity. The record is from RefSeq and is a predicted model, not a curated record.
AUGCCUGCGCCCCCCAACCACAUCGACAUCCCCCACGCCUCCGCCGUCCCCAACCUCGCCCCGGACGACGAGGUCAUCACCCCCGACCACGGCCCCGACGCAGAGCUCGAAGCCGACUAUGUCCCGAGCGCCGCCAAACCGCCACCCACCAGAGGAAUCUUGAAGAAUUCGAGGAGGCCCAGCGAGAUUGUCGUGGACGGUGAACUCACCGAGGCUGAGAAGAUCGCCGAACAGCAAGUUCUGCAAUGGGACGAGGCAAACAUUGCGCUCACGGAGAUCCAGAAGGACUCGCUCAUGAAGAUUGACGAGCCCAAGACCCCUUACGUGCGGUAUGACGCCGUCAACGACCAAGUCCUGCCCAACGACGGCGAGAUCCCUUCUUUCGAUCUCGAAGCCGACAACCCGCGCUCCCCUACCACCCCGCUGAGUCCUCGCAAGAGCCUCCCCACUAGCCCCGACCAGACUCGCCACAAUACCGCCCUCAACGCUGCUCCACAGGAUGCCCCCCGCCGUCCUUCAUCUACCGGCUCCAGCUCGUCCUCUCGCUCGGCUUCAUUCUCCCUCCCUACCAAAGACCACCCCGUCCGUCCGGGAUCUUCACCCAAAUCACCAAAUGCUGGGAUGGAGCUCGGCGCGACGGCUGCGAAUACGGCUGCGAACAGCGGGGAGGUGUUUGAUGAUUCGGAGGAUGAGAUGGAUGAGGAGACCAGGGCGAGGCAUAAGGAGUUUAACAAGAAGAGGAAUAACCAUUAUUCGAAUGAGGCUGCUAUCGCUUUGAAGCGGGCCAAGGAGCUGAUGCAGAAGGAGGAGGCUGAAGAGAAGGCAGCGGAGGAAGGGAGCAAGAUGCAAGUGGACUAG